AUGUCACUAGGGGUAGGUUAAAUGGUCCCUAAAGAACUUUCAAGAGCCCCUAGAGUUACCCCUCUAGGGACCUUUCUGACGUUCCUAAGAAGAUCCGGUUAUUAAUAACUCAAGCCGAAUCUUGCAAGUUCGGUACUUUGACGGAAGUCUUCAGAUCGACUCUUGGACGAGGUUCAAGAUUCGCCGCCAUAAUUGGGUGCAGGGUUUGGCACUCGAGAUAAAGCCCCCUUCCGAAGAAGACGACGAAGAUUCCCACGCCACGACGACGGCCAACAACAACACAAAAACACUAAUUGACAAAUCCGCUCUUCGAGGUGAGCUAGAGCACAUCUGAAGCCAGAGGAGGGGAAGGAGAAAGAUGGAGCAACACCCAUUUUACUCGUCCAUCCGUGUCCUCCCACUCCAGUCGUCGUCGCCGACUUCUUUUCCCCCUUCCCUUUGGCCCCUCUACGUCUGAUUUGAUUAUCCAACUUCGAGUACCGACUAUUUGUUGCUUUAUUGGUCUGGUAUAUACUCAUAAAUGAAAUCGUUUCAAAUAUUCAGCAUUUCUCCAUAGAGCGCAAGUUCUUUUUUUUUUACUUAUGCCGACUUUUUGAAGUUUUACAUUCUUUUUCAUCUUUUUCAUCUUUUUUUUUUAAUUCUCUGAUUUGAUUAUCCAACUUAGAGUAAAAGUCCAGUAGACACUCAUGAAAAAAACCAUAUCGAAUAUUCAAAAUUUAUCUAUAGAGCGCAAGUUCCUUUUAAAAUUCUGCCAACAGAAAGAGAAACCUUUUUUCAAAUUUACACUUUUUGAACCCUCUGAUUUCAUUAUUAUGCAACUUCGAGUACCGAGCAUUUGUUUUUUAUGAGCCCAUGAAAAAUCGAAAAAUAAAAAAAAUAGUCUUGAAACUUCAUACCUAGCCUUUUUUUGAAGAUUUUUAUCUUUCGUCGAGAAAAAUCUCUCGGACAUUGGAUUUUUCUCUUCCAGAGCUUUAACAUGAGCAAUAUAGAUUAUAAUGAAAAACCUGUAUUUUUCUACCUUUCAUGGCGUUCUUUCUUAAUUAUUAAAAUACAAUCAAUAACUUUUUUUCGAAAUCAAAAUCAAUUCAAAAAAAUUUGCGGAAAAAAAGUCAGCUUUAUCUCGUCGAAAAAUCUCAAAGUCGUAGACCAAUAAAUUCAAUUGCAAAAUGAGGCGUAAUUGCCGCAUUUUCACGAUUUUUAUCUUUCUAAAGAACCUUUCUCAUAUUAUUAAAUUAUCGAAAGUGAAAAAAGUCUAUAAAGAGCGUCUGGCCCUUUUUAAUUUUGUUCUCUAUCAAUUUUCAUCGUCUUCCUUUCAUAUUUUUUUGUCUACAAAUCAUGCCAAGACGUCUAAACCUCUCUUUUCGCCCACUAUCUCGCUGAUCCUAUGCAGACCUCAGUACCUAAACUAUAUCUACAAAAAGGCUUUCCAACAUUUUCCAAAAAAAGGAGUCCCAUCUCCCACUUCAAUUUCAUUCCGACACGACCAAAAUGAUUGAAAACAUUUGCACUGGGGCCGCUUUUGAUGAACUUCCGCCGCCGCCGAAACUGGCCCCGCAGUCCGAUUUUUAUUAUCCCCAUAGCACGCGUUUUCUACUGAAAACGUUCAGAAAAAGCCAGGAGGAGGCGAAAAAGAAAGGAUUGAGCCUCGUCUAUCUGCCUAAUAGUACUAGUUUACAAUUAGAGGAGUGUGGAAAAGUUUUUCGAGUUUGAUGACUUGAAAUCUGAUUAAGCUUCAAAUUAUUUUCUUAAUAGCAUUAAAAAACAUGCACUACUUUAAAAAAAGAAAGAUUCAGCUGAUCAUUUUGAAACAUCCUGAAAUGUUAAAAAUAAUAUUUUCCCCAGCCUUCAAACCACGCUCCUUAAAUUCUCAGAACAAAUUCCAAAAAGGAAAAAUCUUUUGUGGCCAGAAAUUUCUCGGUGUCAAACGAAAUUAAUAAUUAACCAUUUCAAUUGUUUCAAAAACGCGCCGGACCGAGAAAUCUUGAAUCCGCGCCAAGAUUUCGCAUAUUUUUCUCACCCUGCGCUCACUUUUUGUUUAUUUCCUCCAAAGAAUAUUAUUAUUUUUCCGAAAAUCACACAUUUAGAUAAGGAUCAGAAAAAUGACUAACACUCACGCAAGGCACCAAAACUGCUAUAAUAAAAACAAAAAAAGUUUUUUUUUCUGGACUAAUCUUACAUGCCCCGCUUCCUGAACUAAAACUUAUCUGAAGGGUUUUUCAUUUUUCAAUUCACUUUCCAAAGAUGCAAAGAGUUAUUUUCACCUAGAUUGCAAAACUUUCAGAGAUCUUAUAAAUUUUUUUCUGAGCAGUUGAAAGAUCUUGGACCAAUCAGAAAGAACAUCUUUCAAAAAAAUCAAAGAAAUUAGAAACUCUUGAACUUACUUUUUAACUUUAAAGGUUCCGUAUACUUAUUACCAUUUCAAUUGACAAACGAAAAUUGAAUUAAAAAAAAUUAAGGGACUUUAAACUCCUGGUUCUAGCUUCGGAAUAAACUCCAGAGUGUCAAAUCACUCUCAAAUCCUCGAGUAGAAAACUUCCAGAUAUUUUUUUAAAUAUCUUUAAUCAGUUAAAAGGUCUCAUAUCCUUUUUUUGAAGGUCUAUUUUUUUAAAAAAACUUUCCUUUUUCGCCAUUUUCCAUAUCUCAACCCAACCCUUUCUUCGCCUUUUUUUAUUUAAAUUUCCCAAUUAAACCAAAAACGACACUCUGAGAGCCUUAAUCUUGAGGAACCAACUCCAAAAAAAUACUUUCAGGAGCUCAAACAUGAUGGUUUGGUUGCGAAGCCAGGUCUCUAUCAAAAAAACUUUUUAAUUAAUAAAAAAAUCCUCUAGACUCACUCCAAAGCCCUGAAAAAGGUCACCUUCAAAAAACUGUCAUUUUUUCGCUAUUUUUCAUCUCGACCUAACCCUCCCCUUCACCUUGGAUUGCCAAACGAAAACCAAAUAAAACGACGGGGAAUUUCGGAGAAGAGCACCUCCUUUCGGGGAAUAUUAAAAUCACGGGACGUUUGUGCACGAUUUGACAAGCAGAUUGCAUUAACGGCGGGGUGCAGACAGAAGUCGCACGUCUUCAAGUCUUCAAAACGUCCCCUUCCCACCACUUCUUACUCCCAUUUUCCCACCUAUUUCGACUCCUCGACAACACGACGACAAGCCCACGUCACAGCGCUUCAAAUCCAGGUUUUUCUCCUGCUUGCUGGGAUUUUCGAAGGAGCAGAGAAAAUUUGGAAAAAAUAUCGAGAAAGAAACUCAGUAUUUUUUUUUGCUGAACCCCAAACCAAUCUUUCGGACGCCACUUCUUAACAUUUAAAAAAUUUUUAGAGGCAAGAGCGAUGCCUUUUAAGGCACCUUUUAAAAAGAUCUUUUGAAAAAACCAAAACUCCUUUUCCAACUCCUUUCUCUAUAUUUUCAUGCCCAACAUCAUCCUUGAAGAUACUAAAAAUAAAAGAAAAAAAGGUCACCGUCGCAAUUUUUUGAGAAAUCCGAUAGGAAGAUAACAGAGAGUUCGUUCCGUUCAAGUCCCAAAAAAAGUGCGAAAAAAAGGAUGAGGUCGAAAUCUUGAAUCUCUUUGGACCCAUGGGUUCAAACUACGUGAAUACCCUCAAAAAGAAUUGACCAAAAAAAUUCAAAAAAAUAAAAAAAUUGAAACCAGUGCUGAAAAUUAUUUUUUUAUAAAGUUUUUUUCUAAAUGUUUUUUUAUCAAAAUCGUCGUUUUUUUCUACAACUACCUUCUAUUCGUAUUCGCUAACCGAAACUUCUCAAAAAUUCAACUUUAAAUAAAGUUAUAUAAUUUCCAGGUGCCAUGUGAUGGUGGCUCGAAUCGCCGUCUGCCAUGCCUGUGCACUGUUGCUCGCCUUAUUGCUCACACCAACAGGUUAGUGCUCAUAUUACAAAAAAUGCUUCUCCAGUUUCCUUCUUUGUUAGCUUUUAUCUCAUCAUUGUCCUUCUCUCAAUAAAGAUUUCUGUAGGGAGAGCCCUAAAGGACACACUUCAACGUUCUGACUUCGAAUUAUGUCUUUUUUUAUUAAUACUCAUCCAAAACUUGGAAGAAAUAACGAUAGAGGGCAUGUUUUUUGGAAGAAAACUUCUGUUGGAAAGCUUUUUCUUGGUCGUUUUUUGCUCCAUUUUCGCAAAAUCUCAAUAAUACACAACUAAAAUCAUCAAUAAAUGCACCAUAUUCUUUUUUUUUACUACUUCAGUCCCUUUACUCAAUUUCCGUACAAUCUUAAAAGUACCUAACUAAAAUCAUCCAUGAAAGCCAAAAUCAAUCUUUUAUUAUUUUACAGUCCUGAGCAUCACCUGCUACGACUGCCACUCGGACCAAGGGACCUGCAAUGAGGGCGAAUGCGAGGGAUUGGUCUGCAUCAAAAUGGAGACGUCCAAUAAGGACAAUGGUUGGUUUUCGGACCAAGGCAGAUUUUUCGGAGUAAAGGCGCUCCUUGGAUCAAAACUUGAGGCAAAAAAUUUGUCAAAUCUUUAUUUUGACUUAACGAUUAGCCAGGGUUUUUUUUAAUAUCUACAAACGCUCUAGCGCUAGCCCAAUGAAAUAGCUAUUAUUCUUUAUUAAAAAUAUGUUUUUUCGCUUUGAAAUCGCCUCGAAAAACAAUUGGGAAUCUAACAUUUUCCGAAUAUUCAGAACGGAAAACGAUUCAAAAGAGCUGCGGCGACGAGAUGGAGGAAAUGUCGUGCCAACAGUCGGCUUUUGGCAGCAAAUGGAUGAGUCGCUGUGUCUGUGAUACGCCUUUUUGCAACGCCGAUCAGGUUUUUAUUUUCUUCAAACGGAAUUAGUUCGUUAGUAAAAAAAGGGAGCUUUCAAUACAUAUAGAGAAAAGCUGAAGCUUUUGGAUCAACUUUUAAAAAAGUAAUAUGAGAGGAAAAUGAGCCAAUUAAAGGCACAGGGGUAGUAAAAGGGGGUUUGAGGCGAAAGCAAUAUUUUGUAGCUUUUUUUAUUGCCCCGGUAUAUUCAAUGAAUCCAAAAUGAGGUAUUUUUGAAAAAAAACGCGAUUUUAUAUUCCCGAAUUACAGUUUUGAAAACCGUGAGGGAUUGGUGUACAGAAAACUGUUAAAUAAACUGAAAAAUGGAAGAUUUGUCAGUAGAGCAACUUUGCUGCAAAACUGGCUUUUGGUUAGAAUUAAAACAUAUUCUUCUCCAAUUUUAAAUCUUUUUAUUCUCCAAAAACAAGAGAGUCCUGUACUUUUUCAAUUAUACUGUUCGAACUUAGAGCUCUAAAAAAUGACACAUUCAUCUCAAAUCCCAUUUUUUGUUGCCCGUAUGCCUUUAACAAGACCUUUUUGAUCAAGCCCUUUUGAUAACCUAAUAAUGUUUUUGCUUCUUAACUAUUCUAAAUCGUUCCAGGCCCUGGUGGACGCCGGUCUCGAGCCGUCCUCAGCCCCACCGCCGGCCGGCCACUACACCCAAUUCGCGCUUCUCGUCGCCAUUUUGGUUUUCGUCGGCGCCAGCUGCUCCCUUAUUCUUAUCGCCACCGUUUGCGUCCAGUUCUGUUGA
This is a messenger RNA of Caenorhabditis auriculariae, 5502 nucleotides long. NCBI's taxonomy places the organism in Eukaryota, Metazoa, Nematoda, Chromadorea, Rhabditida, Rhabditidae. The record is from the annotation of a GenBank genome assembly.